Molecule: messenger RNA, 2994 nt
Organism: Pyrus x bretschneideri (Chinese white pear)
Lineage: Eukaryota; Viridiplantae; Streptophyta; Magnoliopsida; Rosales; Rosaceae
Product: pentatricopeptide repeat-containing protein At3g12770-like
Exons: 1
Coding region: 247-2688 (813 amino acids)
Biological process (GO): RNA modification
Molecular function (GO): protein binding; zinc ion binding; RNA binding
Source: RefSeq, a predicted model, not a curated record
UUGCUGCUCAACGACUCCGAUAUCUCGUAGUCUCAUGCAAUCGUCCAAAACUACCCUUACUAUUUCGUCCUUCUAUGGGUAGAAAAUGACAUUACAAGUUUUCACUAUUUCUGAAUUGACCCCAAAAUGUUUUGUCGUAUUUCAUAUUAGUUCUUUUCAGAUACCGUUUUUAUAGUUUGAAACAGAGAGGUAAAUUCUGCUCAGAACCGUUAAAUUUCCCGCGUUUUUUCCAUCUUCUUCUUCUUCAUGCGUAAUCUGUUCCUCCAUAUCCACGGAUUAUUUCCCAAAAUACCCUUCAAUCUCAGCCCCUCGUCUUCCUUCUCAGUCUACGCUUCUUGUUCUUAUUCUUCUGCAAAUGUUCACGAGUUCUCGUCACUCUUUCAACAAUUUGCACAAAAGCUUAUCUGGGUCAAAUCCAUUCAUGCCCAGAUCAUCAUUAAUUCUAUAUCUAAUGACCAAAUUCUGGGUACAAAACUCGUUAAAGCGUACUCGGAUUUGGGAAGUUUGGAUACUGCCCGCCAAGUGUUCGAUCAAUUUCCUCAACCAGAAACCAUUCUAUGCAAUGCCAUGGUUUAUGGGUAUUUGAGAAAAGAGAGGUACAGUGAGAGCCUUGAGUUGUUUAAUUUGAUGGGUUCUUAUCAUUUGGAGAUUGAUAGUUACACGUGUAAUUAUGCGCUGAAGGCAUGCAUGGGCUUAUUGGAUUACAGAAGGGGGAUGGAAGUUAUUAAGAGAGCUGUGGAUAAAGGAAUUGAAAGUGAUCGAUUUUUGGGGAGUUCGAUGAUUCAUUUCUUGGUGAAGUUUGAUAAGGUUGAUUGUGCGCAAAGGUUUUUCGAUAGGAUGCCAGAAAGAGAUGUUGUUUGUUGGAAUUCCAUGAUUGGUGGCUAUGUGCAACCUGGUCAGUUUAGUAAGGCAGUUGAUAUGUUUGUAGAAAUGUGUAGUUGUGGGGUUAAGCCGAGUCUGGUUACUAUGCUAAGCUUGAUUCAAGUUUGCAUUAAAAGUGGGAAUUUCAAGCUUGCAAAAUGUGUUCAUGGAUGCAUAAUUAGACUAGGAAUGGGUAAUGAGGUUUUACUACGUACCUCGCUAGUGGAUAUGUAUAAUAAUAUGGGUGACAUGCGAAGUUCCUUUUCUGUUUUUGAGACCAUGCCCAUCAGAAGUUUGAUUUCGUGGAAUGUCAUGAUAUCGGGGUGCAUUCAAAAUGGUCUGGUACACGAGUCUUUUGGUUUCUUCCACAGAUUGGUCACAGAUGGUGGUAGGUUUGAUUCGGGAACCAUGGUGAGUCUUGUUCAGGGAUGUUCUCAAACAGCUGAUUUGGAAACUGGGAAAAUCCUACAUUGUUGUGUUUUUAGAAUGGGUUUUGAUCCAAAUCCUAUUUUGUCUACUGCCAUUGUUGAUUUGUACUCUAAAUGUGGUGCAAUAAAGCUAGCAACAUUUGUCUUUGAUAGAAUGAAAGAGAAGAACGUGAUUACAUGGACGGCCAUGCUGGUAGGAUUGACGCAAAAUGGGCAUGCAGAAGAAGCCUUGAAACUGUUUAGUCAGAUGCAAGAAGAGGGAAUUGCUGCUAAUUUGGUAACUCUUGUUAGUUUAGUCCAUUCCUGUUCACAUUUGGGCUCUCUGAAGAAAGGCAGGAGUGUUCAUGCUCAUUUGAUCCGGAAUGGGCAUGAAGUUGAUGUAGUUACCAUGACAGCCUUGAUUGAUAUGUAUGCAAAGUGUGGAAAAAUAAAGUACGCUGAGAGAACAUUUGAAAAUGGCGCCUUUUGUAGAGAUGUUAUCCUAUGGAAUUCUAUGAUAACUAGCUACGGUAUUCACGGAUAUGGACUGCAAGCUCUUGGUAUCUAUAGAAGAAUGAAGGAGGAGGGGUAUAAGCCAAAUGAAACCUCCCUUCUUUCUCUUCUAACUGCUUGUAGUCACUCCGGACUUGUGGAAGAGGGUAUCAAACUAUUCCACAGCAUGGAGAGAGAUCGUGGCAUUAGGCUGACUGAAAAACACUACGCUAGUUUUGUGGAUCUUUUAUGCCGAGCAGGCAGACUUGAAGAAGCUGAGGCAUUGAUUAAGCAAAUAUCUUUUGAACCAGGAAGUUCGGUUCUUGAAGCAUUGCUUAAUGGAUGUCAGGCUCACAAGAACAUUGAUAUCGGCAUAAAGACAGCUGACAGAUUGCUUUGUAUAGAUUCCAUGAAUCCUUCAAUUUAUGUUGUGAUAUCAAACAUUUAUGCUCAAGCACGGAGAUGGGAUGCUGUAAAUUAUAUCCGGAGCCUCAUGAGGACAAGGGGACUCAGAAAAAUACCGGGUUAUAGCUUGAUUGAAGUCGGAAACCAGGUUCAUACAUUUUUCGCCGGAGACAACUCCCAUCCGAAUUGGGCAGAGAUAUAUCAGCAUUUAGAGGAUAUAAGAGCAGCAGUGGAGGCUUCUGGUUAUGUCCCGGAUACAAGUUGUGUUCUUCGUGACGUGGAUGAGCCAAUGAAGGUCAGGUUGCUAUGGGGACAUAGUGAGAGAUUAGCCAUUGCAUUCGGACUUUUAAACACGCCGGCAGGAAGCUUGAUUAGGAUCACCAAGAAUCUGCGUGUGUGUGUUGACUGUCACAAUGUGACUAAAUAUAUAUCCAAGAUAGUGAGGAGGGAACUUAUUGUGAGAGAUGCCAAUCGUUUCCAUCACUUUGUCGAUGGGAAAUGUUCUUGCAAUGAUUACUGGUGAUGGGGGUCGUCUUCUCGUAAAGGACUUAUAUUAAACGGCAACGCCAAGGUAACGGUGUUUCACACUAAUCAUGUGAUGCCAUGUAUGAAAUUAAUCUACCUGGCUACAUAGGAGUUUUGCUUUGAUACAAGCAUACCAUUUCUUUUUUGGGGAUUACGCGUUUGAGAACUUACAUUUACACAUUUUCCAAAUCUAGAUUGCAAGGCUCGACAUAUCAUGACAUGCAUUAUGUCGAUAUUUUACGAGGCUUGACAUGCCCACUCCUGGUAUAUUAUCAACUUAUAAAUAUCUAACAGCCUAAUAAUA